Molecule: messenger RNA, 1344 nt
Organism: Papaver somniferum (opium poppy)
Lineage: Eukaryota; Viridiplantae; Streptophyta; Magnoliopsida; Ranunculales; Papaveraceae
Product: extensin-like
Exons: 1
Coding region: 48-1103 (351 amino acids)
Source: RefSeq, a predicted model, not a curated record
UGUACCAUAAAAUCACAACACAAAACCAUUUAGUAAAGCAAAAGAAAAUGGCAACCAAAGGAGUCUCAAUGGCUUCUUCAAUCACUGCACUUUUAGUAGUGUUCAUUUCUCUAAGUUGGCCAUUCUUUGCUGAGGCAGAUGGUUACUACAGUUACAAGUCACCACCACCUCCAACUCCAGUGUACACUUAUGCAUCACCACCACCUCCAACACCAAUAUACAAGUCUCCACCUCCACCUACCCCUGUUUAUAAAUAUAAAUCACCACCUCCUCCUACUCCAGUUUAUAAAUAUAAGUCACCACCACCACCUACUCCGGUAUACAAAUACAAAUCCCCACCACCACCCACUCCAGUUUACAAAUAUAAGUCACCACCACCUCCCACACCCGUCUACAAGUACAAAUCACCACCACCACCCACCCACGUGUACAAAUAUAAAUCUCCACCACCUCCUACUCCAGUCUACAAGUACAAGUCCCCACCACCUCCUACUCCAGUCUACAAGUAUAAGUCUCCACCACCACCAACCCCAGUGUACAAAUAUAAGUCUCCACCACCACCAACCCCAGUGUACAAGUACAAGUCACCACCACCACCAACCCCAUCCCCACCUCCUCCUACCCCAGUUUACAAAUACAAGUCCCCACCACCACCACCCACCCCAGUGUAUAAGUACAAAUCUCCACCACCAACCCCAGUUUACAAGUAUAAAUCGCCACCUCCUCCCACCCCAGUGUACAAGUACAAGUCACCACUACCACCAACCCCAUCCCCUCCUCCUCCUACCCCAGUCUACAAAUACAAGUCACCACCACCACCCACUCCCGUGUACAAGUACGAAUCCCCGCCUCCUCCCACUCCGGUAUACAAGUACAAGUCACCACCACCACCAACACCAUCCCCACCUCCUCCAACUCCAGUUUACAAAUACAAAUCUCCACCACCACCCACCCCUGUCUACAAGUACAAAUCUCCUCCCCCGCCUACCCCAGUUUACAAGUACAAAUCACCACCACCACCAACUCCAAUUUACAAAUACAAAUCACCACCACCACCAACUCCUGUCUACCUAUACACCUCACCUCCACCUCCUCAUUACUAAUGAGUUAUUUAUCCCAGGUUUUUCAUUUUUAUUUGGUCCAAAAUAUUCCCGCCAAUAAGUAAUAAAGCAACUUCACUGAAGGCUAAAUAAUGGAUUAUGGACAUUGUACUAGUUGUCUUUCGUUUCCUUUGUUAGUAGUUAUUGCAUGUUAUGGAACGUCGAUUGCCUUUCUUCUCAAGUGAAUCGACGUAAUUUCCAUAUUUACUUUUUGAAUAAUUUUAUUUUCUGUGAACUUUUGUUU